Aspergillus brunneoviolaceus CBS 621.78 is the source of this 1159-nucleotide messenger RNA. Its product is annotated as methyltransferase family protein. Lineage: Eukaryota; Fungi; Ascomycota; Eurotiomycetes; Eurotiales; Aspergillaceae. Gene Ontology annotation, cellular component: endoplasmic reticulum. The transcript has a single exon. Bases 149 to 895 code for a protein of 248 amino acids. The record is from RefSeq and is a predicted model, not a curated record. Gene Ontology annotation, biological process: C-terminal protein methylation. Gene Ontology annotation, molecular function: protein C-terminal S-isoprenylcysteine carboxyl O-methyltransferase activity.
CUGUACAUUUAGAUGGACUAAGGCAUCAAUGAGGAAUUGGAGUAUAUAAAAGGAUGCUCACGCAGGGGCCCAAAAAAUCAAGCACCAGACCAGUCGAACUGCACGAGACCUUCUUUCGCUAUCUUCAUAUCUCAUCUCCAUCAUCAACAUGCCAACGCUUCCCACCCUCGCCCUCACCCUCGCCUACACGGUAUCCAGCUACCUAGCCCUCCGAUGCCUCCAACCACCUUCACCCGAGCUCGGACCCGACAGCAGCAACAAGUCUAAAUCCAAAGACAGCGUCGCCACCGUCAUCGACCCCCUCUUCCUCCUCAUGAAGCUCGUCAUCCCAAUGAGCUUCCUCUACCAAGCACUACUAACCCUCCUACACAGCCACCCAUCCUCGCCGUGGACGACCGCCAUCUGCCGAUCCCCCGCCAACCCACCAACCGAGGCCCUCACCUGGACGCCGUCCACAGCCACAAGCCUACUUCUGUUCUACAUCGGCGGAUGGACGCGGCUGGCCGCCUUCCGCGCCCUGGGCGGGGACUUCACGUUCCACCUCGCAACGCCCGACGACGGCCUGGUGACCGACGGGGUGUACCGGUACGUCCAGCAUCCCAGCUACUCGGGCGGGCUGCUCAUGGUCGCGGGCUAUGUGCGACUGGCGUUGGAGGAGUUCGUCCCGGCGAUGGGGACAUGCUGGUCGGGAUCCGGGGAGACGACCGGACUCGGCGGUGUCGCCGUCGUUGAGCCAUGGGGCCGGGUUGGGCUGCUGCUGCUGACGACUGGCGUCUUUCUGGGGAUCACCUAUUUCAGGGUCCAGGAUGAGGAGAGGAUGUUGAAGAGGGACUUUGGGGCCGAGUGGGAGCGGUGGCAUCGUCGGACGGCUCGUUUGAUUCCGUUUGUCUGGUGAGAGAACACACGGAUCGGAGGUUCGGUUGGGUUGGGUCGAAUGCGCUACUGUAGAGGUAUUGAUAGUUCAGUUCCUCUUGUUAAGGUUGAUUUGGGGUUUUGUUAGUAGGUUCGUUGGCUUCUUCUUUGUUUUUGGAUUGGUCUUUAUUUCGUUUAUUGAACAUUCUAUUGCAGGAUCGGGUUAGAGUAUCUGGCUCAAUGUAGUCCCUUUGCACCAUGCAAACCGUGCCAGCCUAAGUACCAUGAAGUCUUUUAUGAAACGAAA